Coregonus sp. 'balchen' is the source of this 1301-nucleotide messenger RNA. NCBI's taxonomy places the organism in Eukaryota, Metazoa, Chordata, Actinopteri, Salmoniformes, Salmonidae. The record is from the annotation of a GenBank genome assembly.
AGUAGUCCAUUGAUCUGCAGAUCCUUGUCUAACACAUUAAGACAUACAGAAAACAACUGAGACAGGAUGUCCUUACGGGUGGCUGCACUUCUUCUGUUGACAUCAGUCCUCUGGAGCCAUGCAGCAGGUGAGAUCCUCUCUUCUACUGCAGAGCUGCUGUUAUUAACUACUUUUACUCCAAGUUGUUAUCAUAGUAACUACUAUAAUAACGUCUUGGUUACAUGAUGCUGUGCCUUGAUCACUAGUUGGAAUACACAGAGAGGAUACACAGAGAGGAUACACAGAGAGAAUACACAGAGAGAAUACACAGAGAUACACAGAGGGGAUAAUCUAACCUGCUGUGUGUGUGUGUGUGUGUGUGUCUGCAGCAAACACAGAUGAAGCAAUGGACUGCUGCUUGACAACAACCAAUGCCAAGCUUCCCCGCAGAGUAGUGAAGUCCUACAGUAUCCAGACAGUCAGUGGAGGAUGUCGGAUAGCUGCCACUGUGUAAGCAACAUUAAGCAUUCCACACACUUGUUCAAUAGGUUGCCAAAUGUAACACCUCACCCUAACCACAAAUUAAUGUUUUCUGGCUGUGUGUGACUGCAUUGUUGCAACUGUGUCUGAUCUAAGUCACUUCUGCCAACAGGUUUGUCACGAGGAAGAAUCUUAGACUGUGUGCUCCUCCUGCCACCAAUAACAACUGGGUGACCAAACUCAUCAAGCAACUGAAGAGGAAAUUGCAGAAGGGAAAGGCCAGAAAAGGGAAAAAUGGUGAGAUUCUAUCUUAAAGUGUGAUGCAAUCCACAUUUAUCAAUUGUAUUAAUUAUAGAAAAAUAAAAGGUUUCAUGGUCAUCACCCAUUUUCUUCCUUCAACAGUGAAGUCCCACCGGUCUGUAUUAAACUGUUUCUCUAUGUGCAUUACUUCUCCUCAGGCAAGAACAGUAGACACUGAAAGACUGUGGGUAAUCCCUAAACAUGGAGCUCCAGAACACCUCCUGCAAGAAGAUUUUCCAGGCUGAUCCCUGAAACAAUGAUCAGCAGUUGGACACAUUUUGUCAAUGGCAUUUCAAGUUAGUUCUCAUUGUAGGGUGGAUGCACUGUGAUACUGUUGAAUCGAUUGAAUUCUCCCAGAUGCCAUUUUUCUUUUUGACCAACACUGUUUCAUGUGUGAUGUACGGCAGAGAAAACACUGCAUCUUUUCUAACCUUUCUCACAGUCACUUUAAGUCACUAUAAGCUUAAUUUUGUAUUGUAUAAAUACAUUUCAUGUAAAUAAAGUGUUUAUUUUUUAAAUAAAUAUUGCGUUUUUCAUCUCAG